Molecule: messenger RNA, 834 nt
Organism: Zingiber officinale
Lineage: Eukaryota; Viridiplantae; Streptophyta; Magnoliopsida; Zingiberales; Zingiberaceae
Exons: 2
Coding region: 161-496 (111 amino acids)
Source: RefSeq, a predicted model, not a curated record
UUGUGAUCUGUUGAUUAAGCAUCCCAUCCCAUACCGACUCCUUAUCCUCUGGCCGUCCUCCCACCAACGAAAUGCCCGCUACAUCUUCUCUACCGUGCGGUUUCCCUUCCCUUCCCUUCCUUUCACUGCUUUGCUGCGAGCAGUAAGAUCAAAGUCGCGGAUGGAGAACCUUACAGCUAGCGAGAUAGCUGGGUUCGGAGUGGGAACUCUCCUGCUGUGCGCAACCAUAGCCGCCACUAAAGUCGACGCCUUCAUCUCAUCCUCCCAGAGGAGUUCUUUGGGCAUGUGUAAGAGAUGCGGAGAUCUAAGAAUGAUUGCAUGCUCGCGGUGUAAAGGAGUUCGAUCAGCCAAGAAAGGAGGCCCCUUUAGUUUCAUCAUGUUGGAAGAGAUUUCUGAGGCUUUGGGAGAUGGAAGAACCCAAAAACAGUUGAUACCAUGCAUUAAUUGUCAAUCUAAGGGAAGAUUGCCAUGUCCGAAUUGCUUGAAGCUAUCCUGAUACUUCCUAUUUCCUCGGAUAUAUUUCAUCCAAGUUUCAUAAAAUGUUUUCUGCCGGAGGACGAAAGACACCAACUUCACCAAUUUUACAGGCUGUUAACGUUUUCAAGUGUGAGCAAUCAAAAUGGCAAUGCUAUAUAUCACAGGUGGCAUACGUGCUAACAUGCAGGGGUAGCGACUGCGAACUUGUCUGUCGAUGGCAAGCUAGUUGCCAACAUUCUCAAUGUAUUUUUCAAACGUUUGCACUGAAAAUGUCAUUGUUUAUGGUUAGCAAGUACUUCGAUUGUUGAAGUAAUUGACAAAAUGUGUUGGUGAAAUAUUCGAUUUUAGUUUGCAUCA